This is a messenger RNA of Malania oleifera, 2074 nucleotides long. RefSeq names its product probable adenylate kinase 7, mitochondrial. Gene Ontology annotation, molecular function: AMP kinase activity; ATP binding. Lineage: Eukaryota; Viridiplantae; Streptophyta; Magnoliopsida; Santalales; Ximeniaceae. The record is from RefSeq and is a predicted model, not a curated record. Gene Ontology annotation, biological process: nucleobase-containing compound metabolic process. Bases 770 to 1633 code for a protein of 287 amino acids. The transcript is spliced from 4 exons. Gene Ontology annotation, cellular component: cytoplasm; mitochondrion.
UUUGAUGCAGUGCUACAAGGGUUCGAUUUAUAAUAUACUGCGAAUGUAAGCCCUUUGAAACUCUCAUAUGUUAUUUUAUAUUAUCUGUUUUAUACUAUUAAUUGAGACAUCUUAAAGAUCUUAACAGAAUAAGUUAAUAUAUGAGUGAUAUCUAAGGGGUCGGGAGUGUCAUGAAAAAAAAAAUAAGUGAAUGUCACCCCUUCAUCUUUCACUCCUUCAUUUUCCACCCUUUCAUUUUCCUUGUCUUAUAAAAUGCUCUCUCCCUCUGUUUUGGAAAGAAUUAGAUAAGAGGAGAGAUAAAAGAAAAUAAAAAUAUUUUGUAUAAAGUCAAUUUCAAAUCAUCUUAUAAUUUAUCUUACAAUAAUGAAGUUUUUUAUUUCAUUUAACAUAGAAGAACUAUGUAAAUUUCUAUCUCAUUUAUACUUAUUUAAUUGCAUUUUUAUAACACAUUGUAAUUUUUAAUUUGUAUUUUUUUUCUUUUAUUGUUCUUAAAAAUGGAGGAAAACACCGCCCAUGAUUGUGGACCUCAUUAUCUGCGGUUCCUACCAAUGACAGCGUAAAACGUGGCGAGCUCGUGGCGACCUCGCCGCUGCCACGAACCCUAAUGAAGAAAAUGCUAGUGUAAUGGCACCCGCGUAAUUAAACCGCCAAAACGGUGUCAUUUUCGCACCCCUCUCUUCCCUAAAACCCCACUGCCCUCCUUCCAAAAACCCUCUUUCGCUCUCGCUUCUUUCUCUGCCUCUCUCUCUUUCUCUCUCUAGCCGCCACGAUGGCCGGAAUUAGCCGCCUGAGAGGGGCUGCGCCGCCUCUGACACGGCGCCUCCUGGGUGUCCUAGCGACCCGACCCUUCGGAUCAGCUGCCGCGGCUCAAAUUCAGUACGACGACGAUGACUAUUACGAUUACGAAGCUGAGGAGCUGAGUGCGCCGAGGUCGGCGUCGGAAUCGGAGAUGUCGGUCCCGGGAAGGGGAGUGCAGUGGGUGAUUAUUGGCGAGCCAGGGGCGAAGAAGCACGUCUAUGCCGAGAGGCUCUCGAAGCUUCUCGACGUGCCUCACAUUUCCAUGGGCACCCUGCUGCGCCAGGAGCUCUACCCUCGCUCUUCCCUUUAUCAACAGAUUGCGAAUGCUGUGAACCAUGGGAAGCUUGUUCCAGAGGAUAUAAUUUUUGGGCUUUUGUCAAAGAGGCUGGAAGAAGGAUACUGCAGAGGUGAAACUGGCUUCAUUCUAGAUGGGAUUCCUCGGACAAGGAUCCAAGCUGAAAUCCUGGAUCAAAUUACAGCUGUUGAUCUGGUUGUGAACUUCAAGUGCACUGAAGAGCACAUGGUGGAAAAACAUCUUGGAAUUGGGAACUGUUCCCCCUGCAGGGAGUUCCAUAGCAUAAGCAGGCCAGUGUCAAAUUUAAAUUUGCAGUCGCAGGAUGAUCAGCUGAAGUCCUCUAAUGCUGAUACAGGGCGUGCCUGGAAUGAAAAAUUCCGCAUCUAUGCAGAACAGAGCAAGCUGUUGGAGGAUUACUACAGGAAACAGAAGAAGCUUCUGAAUUUUCAAGUGGCUGGCGCACCCGGAGAAACCUGGCAAGGGCUUUUGGCAGCAUUACAUCUUCAGCAUAUGAAUGCUGUUAGUCUUCCAACAAGUUGACUGUGAUUUGAUUUUGACCUUAUUCUACAGGUACAAUAUAUUAAUCCUCAUUCCGGUACUACAGUAAAUAGACAUAAAAUGAGAGUUAAGAGUUGGUUGGAGGUUUCACAGCAAAUUCUUCCAACUGAGUUUUGAAAAUUUUCUUUGAUUUGAGUGUACUUACCCUAGAUGCUCUAUGCAAUAGAGUGUGCAAGUUUGUAAUGUAGUUAUUGUAUGAGAGAUGAAAAGCAGAGAGAAAUACUGGCCUCUGAGCAUUUUAUAGCGUGUGCAGGGCUGCUACUUCCUAGGUUUCUUCAGCUGUGACCUUUUUUCCCAAUCAUUAGAUGUUUAGAAAUACAGUGUUUGCCCAGGUUUUGAAUCUUGGAAUGUUAUUUGAGAUGUGGGAUUCAUGUGAACCUCUGUUAAUGUUCAUUUAUGGAAUUUUGAUGCAUUAUUGAGAAA